Pieris macdunnoughi is the source of this 270-nucleotide messenger RNA. The record is from the annotation of a GenBank genome assembly. Lineage: Eukaryota; Metazoa; Arthropoda; Insecta; Lepidoptera; Pieridae.
AUGGAGCAUGCUCCCUGCCACCUCAAAACUUGUGAAUGUACUACCCCGGCCCUUUUUCUUCUGCAUAUUAAUGAUAUGUUGCAACUAAGCAACAUUCAAAGCACUGGGGAUACUCUACACACGGGCUGUGGAGAUAUUUGUCGGACAGUUGUUGAUCAGUAUCAGAACAAACUUGUGUCUGAAGUUCUGAUAAGUGGAGUCUCGAACUGGGGUCGACUUAACAUUCUUUGCCUUUGUUACUACUCCUCUCUUCGAAGACACCCUCGUUAA